AUGGAUCAAAUGGAGGCACCAAUUGUAGAUGUCACCCAUGUUGGUGCUCUAGAGUUUACAGCCAAUGAUGCUGAAUCAGAGUCUUUCAAGCAUUGCGUUGAUGAGAUAUUAGUUCAGGUUGAUAAGCUUGAGCAGAGAGUGAAUGAAGUAGAGCAAUUUUACUCGAGCGCGAGUUUGAAGCAGGGGAAUGCAAGUAAGAGUGGUUCAGGUGUGAAGGAUAAAGAGAAUCAUGUUCCAAGUAUGAAGAAGCAGCAGCACGAGGUUGCAUUGAGGGAGGCAGCUGCUGUAAAGAGAAUGCAAGAACUUAUGCGUCAAUUUGGCACGAUAUUGCGACAAAUUACACAGCACAAGUGGGCGUGGCCCUUUUUGCAACAUGUAGAUGUUAAAGGUCUUGGUUUACAUGAUUACUAUGAGGUCAUUGACAAGCCAAUGGAUUUCAGUACAAUUAAAAAUCAAAUGGAGGCCAAAGAUGGUACUGGAUAUAAAAAUGUUCGGGAGAUAUGUGCAGAUGUGCGGUUAGUUUCUAAAAAUGCGAUGAAGUAUAAUGAGGAGAGAACUGAUGUUCAUGUUAUGGCCAAAACUUUGAUGGCAAAAUUUGUGGAAAAGUGGUUGCAGCUUCUGCCUAAAGUUACUGAAGCGGAAAAGAGGCUAGAAGAGGCAAAAGCACAAUUAAAUAUGCAACUUGCUGAAGAGGCUGCUCAUGCUAAAAUGGCUAGAGACUUGAGCAACGAGCUUUAUGAUGUUGAUAUGCAUUUGGAAGAACUCAGAGAGAUGGUUGUCCAAAACUGCAGGAAAAUGUCAACUGAAGAGAAGAGAAAUCUUGGGGUAGCCCUCCGCAGACUGUCCCCAGAGGAUCUCACCACGGCACUUGAGAUUGUUGCACAGAGUAAUCCAGGAUUUCAAGCUACUGCUGAAGAGGUGGACCUUGAUAUCGACGCUCACACUGAAUCCACCUUGUGGAGGUUAAAUUUUUUUGUGAAGGACACUUUAGAAGUUCAGGCCAAGAGCUCAGCAAGCUUAGGCGCCACCAACAAUGACAACACUAACAACCACAACAGCGGUAACAAACCAAAUAACAUCAAUAACGCCAACAAUAUGAAAAGAGAGAUUUGUAAUGCUAUUGCCAAGACCAAUAAAAAGAAUAAAUAGCCAGCAGAGAUCAUGCCACCCCGUGGGAGUUGCAGCAUGCAAAGUUCAAUUCCAAAGUCUGCUUCUGCUAAUGCUCUCCAUAUUUGCCGGUUUUACUACUAA
This is a messenger RNA of Argentina anserina (silverweed cinquefoil), 1251 nucleotides long. RefSeq names its product transcription factor GTE1. The record is from RefSeq and is a predicted model, not a curated record. Gene Ontology annotation, molecular function: protein binding. Lineage: Eukaryota; Viridiplantae; Streptophyta; Magnoliopsida; Rosales; Rosaceae.